GGCAGUGCGGCGCGGUGGGGUUGACGUGGCCGUGCGGCGCAGUAUAGGGUGACGCUGCAUAGUACAAGUAAAACUGUCGGUUGGACUAGUGUCGGGCGGUGCUAUGCGUCUAACCGAAUGUCCGUUUCAAAACUACGCUGAGCGACUCCUCGCGUUACCUCAGCAACUCGUUAAAUAGUGUAUUUCGUGAAUUUGUUGAUUGUUGCGGUACCACAGUGGCACGGUCGACCGCUCUGUGUUUUCGCGUACAUAGAUUUCGUUAUAUUUUGUUUUCCCACGAAUGUCAUACCUUAUUGUCUAAAUUAUCGCGCGCGCCACGCUCUCUAGCGUCAUGACCGUACGAGUGUAAUAGUAUUAUAUUUGUUGUCUUUGUUGUCACUUGCCGCACGCUGCACAGUGUGAGCCUUGAAGAGCUACGCCUGGAGCGCACAGACAUACACCAUGAGCAAUAGAAUAUCAGAAUUCGCACAGGUAAUUAUCAUCACAUCAAUGUUAUCUCUUGUCGCACAAACUCCGUUAACUUACUUUUACCUUUUAGUAGGUAAUAUUAUCGUUUGUGUACCUAAAAUUGUUAACUGUAUAAAAAAUUUUUUUUAAUCAUUCAGAAAUUUCUGUAUGUUGAUAAUCGUGAUGUAAAACCAUGUUGUUUCGGUAUCUGUUUUACACAAUGUUCAUCAGUGAUUGAACCGUUGUAAUUAAAUGAAACAAUAGAAGUGAAUACCUCUGCCUACGAUCCAAACCGUUUAAUUUAACGAUAGGUAUAAGAUAGAUAUAGUAUAAGUAUAGUAUAGUACCUACCUCAACAGCGUAAGACACUACAGUGAAAUAAAACAAUACAAAUUCUUGGUGUAUACUAAUAAUAGAGUAGGUAAAUAUUGAAAAUAUAUUUAGGUAUUAUAAACAUGUUGCCUAUUUUGUAUGAUAUGAUCCCAAUUAAAGAUUGUAAUAUUAAAUAGGUAAUAAAGUAUUAUGCGCUAAAAUUGAAUUUGUUUACACCAUAUUUAAGAGAGAAUAUAUUUACUAUUAUGAACACUGUACUUAAAUCUAUCGGAUUACCAUUUAAAGCCAAAAAAUGAAUUUGAUUUCUCUAUACGAAUUGUCGAAUCUACGAAUCUAAUUGUAUUUAUAGGGGUACUUAUUAACUCUGUAUACAUUUUGGUUUUAAUUAUUAGGAUAAAAUUGCUUUUUUCAUAGUCAAAUAGGUUCAUAGGUAUACAAAUGUUGUAUUGCAGUCUCAGCUCUUUUAGAUGACAAAGUAGGUACCUAUUAAAUAUCUGUUUUCACUCUAGUUUUCACAGUUUCAGCUGUACUAAAAGAAAAAAAAUAUUUCGCACAAUUUUACCAUUUUUUUAUUUUUUUUAUAUUUUCAUUAUUUACUUAUACAAUUUUAUAUUAAGAUUAAAUAAUAAUUUAAAAAAAAAAAAUUUAUCUUUAGAUUUUCAAUUAUAAAUAUAUUUACAGAUGUAAAAUAUCUCUGUAAAAACAUAGAAAAUGUUUUCGUCUUAGUGAAAUACCUCAUUUUUGUUAUGUCUAUUAGCGCCAGAGGACUGCUAGAUAUUUGAAAAUACAUUUGUUAAAUUGCCCGUUUUAAAGGUCAGUUUUACUGUGACGUCAUCUUAAUAAAAACUUGUUUCCUAAAAGUGCAUUUGUAAAAUGUAUGUUAAUUGUGUGAAUGCGAUAAUAGAUUAUUGGUGCAAAAAAAAAUAUAGGUUUUUAAUUUUUAUUAAUGUAUACCGUAGUGUUAAAAGUACUUUGUAGAAAUUCAGUAAAAAUGUAUGCCAUAAAAAGAAAAUAGAAAUCCUUAAAAUAAAAAUACAUUUUUAAAGAUUAAAAAUAUAAUAAUAAUAAUAAGUUGUUUAACUCUAUAAUGUAUUAAAUAGUUAUCUUAAUACAUUGUGACUCAUACAUAUAAUUUGAACACCAUUACUUUUACUCAUCUUAUUUAUAGAGGGAUUUGCUCACACAACAUGACUUGUUGCUUUCCAAAUGUAAUAUGUUUCCUAAUGAGAAUGAUAAAGUAUCUAUUUAUUGAUAAAUCUAUUUUUAAUGGGUCAUUAAAAGGUACUAUGAAUUCGAGGAAAGUGGUUCUCAACUUAAAAACCAUGCGAAAGAAAUUCUCAAAUACGAGCAAUGAUGGGUUAAUGUAGGUAUAUUCAAAAAAAUGGAAUGAAUAUUUAAACUUUAAAAAUUAUAAAAUCAUUUUUUCUCUUUCAUAUAGCUUAUAGAUAUUUAUUAUAUUAUAUGUAUAUGGAUUUAUUUUAAUUUUUUUUUAAAUUUUUAUUUCCAGUUUAUGUUAGAAAAUGAAUUCAAGUAUAAAGAACUGCCAACCCAGACUAUAACAACUAGAAUAUUAGAACCAUUAGAGAUAUCAGCAUCAAAUGAGUCAAGAACACUAUCGGAGAUAUCAGAACUAUCAUCGCCUUCAGAGUUAUCAGAUCUAUCAACAGCAUCACAGUUAUCACCAGAACCAGAGUCAUCAGAGUUAUUUUAUUCACCAACACCAAGAGAACCCACAGUAUCACUUAUGUCCUCAGAACUAACACAGUCAUCAGUAACAGAUUCUUCAGUACCAUCAUUGGUAACAGAGUCUUCAGUACUAUCAUUGGUAACACAGUCUUCAGUACCACCAUCAGUACUUGAGUCUUUAGUACCAUCAAUGCCCUCAACACUAACAGAACCCUUAUUAAAGUCAUUGUCUCAAGUAUCAUCAUUCAAGCGUCAUGUCAAUACUGUGGAACCAUCAAUUCCUGGUUGUCAUCUAAGACUGAGUCUUAAUGAAUUGGCUAAUCCAGUGAGUAUAUAGCUAUCAGAGUAAAAAAUCAAUUUACACAAAAUCCAAAAAAGUUAAAAACAACUCCUUACAUAACAUACAAUUAGAAGUAAUAAAUAAUAAUCCCCAUAACAAUAAAACAAUUAAAUAAAAACAAUUUACUCAUUUUCUCUGCAACAACUGAAAACAAUGAAUAUGUUUUUUGUUAUAAAUAUAUAUAUUAUAGUUAUUAUUACAGCAUUUGCAUGUUUUUGCUAUUUAGUAUGAAACAUUUUAACUAUGUGAAAUAAUUAAAUUUCUCAUUAUGCCACAAUAUCAAAUUUAAAAUUGGAAUGUGUAUACUUUUGCAUAUUUUAUAGAUUUAACAGUAAGUGCCUAUUUUUUCAUUUUUAUGUUGUUUUUUUUUUUUUUUGUUGAUAUUUUGAUAAAUAUUAAUCUAAAGCUACAAAUUUGACCAUUUAGUGAAAUAAAUAAAAAAGGUAUAUUAAUAUAAUAGUAUGUUUUUGUUAUCUACAACUCUCAGCUGACUAUAAUCUUUUUGUAAGUAUAAAUAACUUUACUUUUAGAAAACACAUGGGUGUAUAUAUUUAUAAUUUUAUAAAAUGAACCUAGUUGAAUACAUAAUAAUAAUAAUAAUAACAAUAACUUAAUAAUUAAUAAAUAUUUUAAAUACAUGUAUAAUUUUUUUAUGCUUAUGAAAUUGGUUAUUAGUGUCUAUUUUAGCAUAUAUUAUCAUGUUUUAAAAUGCUAUAAGUCCCUAACAUUGAUUAUAUCCAUGUUGAUUUAAUUAUUAUGAAUUUUAUGUAUCGCAAAUUAAAUGGUAAUACAAUGAAACAUUUAUUUAAUAUAAUAUUUUUGGGAAUCAAGACAUUCAUGCACCAUUAAAGAAUAAAUUAUUUGACUAAAAAAAAAAAAAAACCUAUUUUUGUACAGUGUAAUCACUGUCAUAUAUUAAAUAUUGGUUUAAAAAUAUCUGUUAAUUUUACUGCAGUACUGCAGGUUCAAUAUUGACAUGGGUGUUUAUAUAAAGUUUCAAUUUUAAUAAUAAGCAAAAAAAAAAGGUAAAAUGAUAAAUUAUCAUUUUAAUCAAAAUUAAGUUCUAGUUAAGAUUAAAAGAAUUAAUAAAAAUCAGUGUUAUACAUUAUUAUUAACAACUUUUAAUUUUUAUUCAUAGUAUACUAACAACGUGUAUAAUUUUUUUUAGACACCAGUAAAAACUAGUACCAGCACCAACGAAAAAGAAACUAGAUUGACCACUAUGUCUUCUUCUGGCCUAACUGAAAUUAAUGGAGAAUGUGAUUUAACAAAGGUAGUUAAGAUAAAAUCUUGAAUCCAUAUUUGUAUUUUGUGUUUUAUCUAUAUUAUAGUUAUAAAAUUAAUACUUAAUAGAUAGGCAAAUGAGGCUUGUGAAUAAAUUAAUGAAACUGGUUAGGUGGUUUUAACUGCAAUUUUAAAACACUAUUAAUUUUUCGGUUUUUAGGGUGGUAAGUUUGUAAUAAAAUUCAUAAAAUUUAUCCUAGGAUAAUGGGAACAGUUGCAGCCACUGUUAUAAGUAAUUUAAUACCCGAAUGCAACAAUAAAUCAUUGCUAAUGAAAAAAUAAUUCUGAGUGGAGUUCAGUUGUUAGUGGAGCUUUGUCAACAACAUAUUUAUAUGUUAUAUUAUUAUUAUGUAUCAAUUUCCUUUUUGUCUACAUUGUUCCCUGUUUCCCAUGUUUUUCCUGGUUGUUCACAUUUGCUGAAAACUCCUGAGAAAAUCGAAAAAUGGCCUCCUUAGCGUACCUUCUUAGUCAGAUUUUCUCACAGAAAAUGUGCUAUCAUUGUAAAGAAUAGAAAAAUUGAUAGUAUAAAAGUUGUUCACAGGUAAAAAGGCCUUAAUAUUCUUACCCAAUAUCUACAUUUCUUACCAGGUGAUCCAAUUAAGUAGAUACACUCAUUAUCUUGGAAAGUAUUAACUUUUUUAGAAAUUUGUUUUGUAAAAUAUUUAAGAAACAAGUUACUCUUCAAUUCUAUAUUUAUGUUAUUUUUUGUAGCCUUUUUUUUUUUUUAAGUAAAACCACUACUUUUGAUUUUCAAAUGGCAACCUAUAUCAAAAAUAUAAUGUUAUCAAAAAUUUCAACAUUGAAACAUUACAUUUGGGCAUUAUAGAUUAAAAAAAAACAUCCUACUAGGUACUUUUAUAAACAUGGAAACUUGCAAUAGAUUAUCCAUUGAAUUAUUUAAAUGUUAAUAAAAUGUAAUGUUAAGUACAUAGUUUUAUAUUAUUUUUUAUUUAUUAUUACAUAUGCCACUAUUAUGGCACUUUGAGUUACAAAGUUGACUGGAUUUACAUUUACAGCGGUUGGUCUUACAUGAUGUAUUGCAAGUACAACUCUUGUACUUUUGGCUACUCAAAUUAGACAAUUUUCUUGCCGCUUCUCUUAGAAAAUUUGUACUGGUGGUACCUCAUUCAGAAUAGUUUGUGGUUAGGAAUGAUUAAUUGUUGUGUACAGAUAAACAUUAAAUUCCCCUCUAUAUCGUCUCACUUACAACAGUGGCCCACCCAUCAUGCAAAGUAUAUUUGUUUUUUUUGUAUAAUGUAUAUUAAUAGUAUAUGUGAAUUUCUGUUUGUUUAGACAAAGACCAGUACCAACAAGGAAUCAACUAAAUUGAUAAAUCAGCCUUCUUCUUACCAAACAACAAUUAAAAAACAUAAUAAAACAAAGGUAGUAAUGUUCAAUAGUGAAUUUAUAUGUGUGUGAUGUAGUAUACUAAUAUAUUAUGUUAUUGGUACUAUUAAUUUCUAGGAAUUUGGGAAUGAAUCAAUUUCUGUACACCAAUGUCAGUCACUACCAGUUCACAAUUAUGUUGGUGACUAUGACAAACACCUUUAUAAAACACAAUAUUAUUCAAGUUCUGUUAAAAACAGCCCUUCAUACUCAAAUUCCAAGCAUAGACCUAUUUGUAGUACAUCACUGUUUAAUAGCAGGAAACUGUUACCACACAUAAAUUAUUUAUUGGAAAAACGAAGAUUGUUUAAGAAAUUGAACACAUCAGAUGAGGUGUGUGACGAUGGAAUAUCAGCCUCCAGUAGUCUCCGCAAUACUUCUAUGGAAUCUCCUGGAGGUGAGGUUAUAGCUGUAAAAUUCUCUUAGUUUAAAUCAUUUAAAAAAUAUGUUUACCAGCUAAUAUGAUAAAUACAUUUUUUUUUUUUAUAAAGCUAUAAUAGAAUGUUAAUUUUUAUUUUUCAAAAAUAUUUUAUCUCAUUAGAUAAUGGAGAUAAUAGUCAUUAUUUUCUUAUUUGUUAUCAUAUAAUGUAUUAUUUUGUAGAUACCAUUGUUAAGUCUGUUGAACGUGUAAAAUGUAUCUCAUAUUUGUCAACUAAUGGUCACUGUCCUCAAAUAGAGGUUGUCAACAACAUUAUAAAUGAAACUAUUCCAACAGAAUCAGAAAAUGGAUUAUCUACUUCCAAGGUAAUAAUAUAGCCUCUGUUUCAUCAUCCACUUCAUCAAAUACAAAUAGUUAUAAACAAUUUCUAUACUCAUAAAUUUAAGAAAUUACUUAGCCACCUUUUGAUAUCACAACUUUUUUAACUUGAUUUUUUUUUUCUUAGUUAAGUUUUCAAAUAAAGUUGACUGAAGGUUUUUGUUAGGAUAUCACUAAUUUCUUUAUUAACAUUUUGGAUAUGAUUGUUUUUUUUUUUUUUAUUAAGUGAAAAAUUCUUAGGACUUAAUCUUUGUUGUUUUAUGGAUUGAGUAUUUUAAUAUAUAAAUACCAAUAAUUUACCAUUCAUUCACAGUGAAAAUAAUUUGCUCUUUUCUUUAGAAAAUACAAUGAUUUAAAACUUCUACAAUAUCUUCUUUAUUUAUCCAACAUUUGUCUUUUGUAUUAGGAAAAACAAACAUUUUUCAUGAGUUCAAUUUUGUAAAAAAAUUCAAGCCUAUGUAUCACAAUUAGUUGUUACUCGAUUCAGGGUUGAAUAAUUUCAUCUAAUCGAAAAACCUGGAAUUAUAAGGGAAGAUAUUCUUAUAUAUUAGAGCUAUAUUUUACAAAAAAUGCUUAAACCUCAGAUUGUUGUUUUUCAAUAUAAUGCCAAUAAAUUAAACAUUUUUCGAUAAACCAGGUUUUGAUUCAAAAUAAUUGGAAAAACUCUACAGUUAUUCAAUAAUUUUCCUUGAGUUUUAAAUUUUGUAUUGAUAUACCCCUUCUAUUAAAAGCUCAAUAUUGUCAAUAUUAUACCAAGUAUGUCUGUUGUAGUAUUUUGAUGGUAUCUAUUGUCAUUUUAGAGAUGGUCAGUUAAAAUCCAAAUUCCAAAAAAAUAAAUUUAUUUUUUUUUUCACUUUUAAAAAACACCGCUCUUAUUCUAGAUGUUACUUUCAAUAAUUGAUUCAAAAUAAUUGGAAAAACUCUACAGUUAUUCAAUAAUUUUCCUUGAGUUUUAAAUUUUGUAUUGAUAUACCCCUUCUAUUAAAAGCUCAAUAUUGUCAAUAUUAUACCAAGUAUGUCUGUUGUAGUCUUUUGAUGAUAUAUAUUGUCAUUCUAGAGAUUGUCAGUUCAAAUCCAAGUUCCAAAAAGAUAAAUUUAUUUUUUUUUUCACCUUUACACAACACUGAUCCUAUUCCAGAUGUUACUUUCAAUAAUGGAAAAAAAAUUAGAAUUAUGUUAUCAUUGAUUUUAUACAUGUUUUUAAUUUCAGGAAAGCUCAGAUCCAGGGACAUCAUCAUUGCCAUCCCACCAUGUGGAAAUAGGUCCUCAAUGUUCCAACACUCUUAGAUUGUAUCAACCAUCCAAUGAUAAAUCACAUCAUGGUAUGAAAAAUCACAUUAUAUUAAUUGAGUUUAACAAUAAAUAUAGCCACUAAACUAUAGAUAUUAAACAUAAUGAUGUAACUUUCACAUAUUACAUGUAUGUAUGUAUGUUAUAAAGAAUGUGUGUGUGUGAGAAUUGUGUAAGAAAGAAGCAGUGACAUUAAUGAUGGCAUUAACUGUGUUAUGUACUAAUUUGUCUCCAAUGUAGUAUUUAAAUAGUUAAUAUCUGCACUAAUAUACAUAAAGAUAUUUAGUACUUAUUGAUAAUUUCCUUAUUGAUGUAGAUUCAAAACCGCUGGCUUCUAAUGACUUUGUGGAUUGUGAAGAGUCCCGAAUGGUCAAAAAGCUCAAAGAAACGCCUUCUACAUCCAGUUCUAUCCCACCACGAUCUCCAUUUACAAUGCGUUAUUAUAAUAAGCCGCAACAACUUGGAUUAGCUAAUAACAGGGUAGGUCAUUAUUAGCAAGCAUGGUAUUACUAGCAUACAGAUUAUGCAAAAUAUAAUAUAUUAUUAUCCUUGUAAACGUAUUACAAUUAUUUUUUUAAGAGUCCCGAAUGGUCAAAAAGCUCAAAGAAACGCCUUCUACAUCCAGUUUUAUCCCACCACCAUCUCCAUUUACAAUGCGUUAUUAUGAUAAGCGGCAACAACUUGGAUUAGCUAAUAACAGGGUAGGUCAUUAUUAGCAAGCAUGGUAUUACUAGCAUACAGAUUAUGCAAAAUAUAAUAUAUUAUUAUCCUUGUAAACAUAUUACAAUUUUUUUUUUAAAUUUUUAGAAUCAUGUCACCAACAUAAAAGUUUGUGUGAUUUUUUAAUUUUUGUUUUAAACUUACUAUCAUUUCAUCAUGUUAUAAUAAUGGAAAAAAAAAUUCAAGUCUAUGUAUCCCAAUUAGUUGUUACUCGAUUCAGGGUUGUCUAAUUUCAUCUAAUCGAAAAAGCUGGAAAUAUAUUUAUAUAUUAGAGCUAUAUUUUACAAAAAAUGCUUAAACCUCAGAUUGUUGUUUUUCAAUAUAAUGCCAAUAAAUUAAACAUUUUUCGAUAAACCAGGUUUUGAUUCAAAAUAAUUGGAAAAACUCUACAGUUAUUCAAUAAUUUUCCUUGAGUUUUAAAUUUUGUAUUGAUAUACCCCUUCUAUUAAAAGCUCAAUAUUGUCAAUAUUAUACCAAGUAUGUCUGUUGUAGUAUUUUGAUGGUAUCUAUUGUCAUUUUAGAGAUGGUCAGUUAAAAUCCAAAUUCCAAAAAAAUAAAUUUAUUUUUUUUUUCACUUUUAAAAAACACCGCUCUUAUUCUAGAUGUUACUCACUCUUAGAUUGUAUCAACCAUCCAAUGAUAAAUCACAUCAUGGUAUGAAAAAUCACAUUAUAUUAAUUGAGUUUAACAAUAAAUAUAGCCACUAUACUAUAGAUAAUAAACAUAAUGAUGUAACUUUCACAUAUUACAUGUAUGUAUGUAUGUUAUAAAGAAUGUGUGUGUGUGAGAAUUGUGUAAGAAAGAAGCAGUGACAUUAAUGAUGGCAUUAACUGUGUUAUGUACUAAUUUGUUUUCAAUGUAGUAUUUAAAUAGUUAAUAUCUGCACUAAUAUACAUAAAGAUAUUUAGUACUUAUUGAUAAUUUCCUUAUUGAUGUAGAUUCAAAACCGCUGGCUUCUAAUGACUUUGUGGAUUGUGAAGAGUCCCGAAUGGUCAAAAAGCUCAAAGAAACGCCUUCUACAUCCAGUUCUAUCCCACCACGAUCUCCAUUUACAAUGCGUUAUUAUGAUAAGCCGCAACAACUUGGAUCAGCUAAUAACAGGGUAGGUCAUUAUUAGCAAGCAUGGUAUUACUAGCAUACAGAUUAUGCAAAAUAUAAUAUAUUAUUAUCCUUGUAAACAUAUUACAAUUAUUUUUUUAAAUUUUUAGAAUCAUGUCACCAACAUAAAAGUUUGUGUGAUUUUUUAAUUUUUGUUUUAAACUUACUAUCAUUUCAUUAUGUUAUAAUAAUGGAAAAAAAAAUUCAAGUCUAUGUAUCCCAAUUAGUUGUUACUCGAUUCAGGGUUGUCUAAUUUCAUCUAAUCGAAAAAGCUGGACAAUUAUUUUUUUAAAUUUUUAGAAUCAUGUCACCAACAUAAAAGUUUGUGUGAUUUUUUAAUUUUUGUUUUAAACUUACUAUCAUUUCAUCAUGUUAAUAAUAAUGGAAAAAAAUUCAAGUCUAUGUAUCGCAAUUAGUUGUUACUCAAUUCAGGGUUGUCUUAUCUCAGCUAAUCAACAAACUGGGAAAUAUUAAGGAAUUUUAUGUUUCACUUUUUAAGUUUUGGAAAUUCAGAAAAAUUAUUUAGUCAGUUAAAAUAUAUAUAAUUUAAUAAUUUUGUCCUUUGUACUUUUGUUAAUAGAGAUUGCACUUAUUGUGAUUUAUAACAUUGACUAUAUAUUUUUUAUUUAUUAAUUUUACAAAAAUUAGAAUUAGCACUGUUAUUAAGUAGUGAUCAGUGAUACCAGUUAAGAAAACACCAUAAUUUAUUUUUUUUAAAGUUUUAAUAUUAUUACUCUUAAUGAAUACAUGAGUGCUUUUGACCCUUUGAUAAUCUCAUAAAAUCAUUUUUUAAAGAAAAAAACUCUUUAAUAAUAAUAAGUCUUAAUCAAUAUUAUUUGUAUAAGAACUAAUUAUGUUUAUUUUCAUGACUCCAAUUAUAGUAAUUUAAUUAAAAUCAAAAUUUAAAUUAAUAAAGGGUUCUUUUAAUAAUUAUUCCGACUUAUAUUAUCCAAUUAUGGCAACCUAGGUAUAGGUAUACAGUGUGAUUUUUUUUUUAUUAAAAACCAGCAAUUUUAUCAGUGGAUUUUAAAUGUAUUUUAAAUUUUUACCUCUACUCCUUGUGUCUUAAAUAAAGACAUAUUUUUUUUUUUUUUUAAAUAGGAACCUCUUUUUAUAGUAUGGACUAAAGUAGUAUGGUAGAGUGUAACCAUGCAAUUUAUUACCCUUCCAUACUACUUCUGUCUAAACUUUAAAUGGUUAUAACUCAUAAAUGGUAAAUCUGAUAUUAUUUUUAUGUAUAUAAAAAUUUCCAGAAAGAUAUUUUCUAUUUAAGCAAAUGUUCUAAAAGGGCGUUCUCAUUUGAAAAACAAAUGUGUGUGCUUAUUUAAGGUAUACGGAGUUGAGGUAAAACAUGAAAAGUGAUUUUAAAUUAAAUCUUAACAGAGUACAUAAAUAAUAAUGGUAAUCAAAUUCGAACCCUCGAAAUUUGCUGGUUCUUGAUAAAAAUUAAACUGUAUAUACAUAAUAAAAUUAUUGGUAUAUUAAUUUUUAAUUAGAUACUAAGUUAUUUUCUAGAUGAUAUUUUCCAAUUGAAAUGCAAUUUAACAAAGACAUAUUAUUCACUAUUCCAUCACUCAGGUUUCUCCUUUUAAGAGAAAAAAUAGAUUAUAAUCAGUUAUCUCAAAGUUAUACAAAGAUGUGUCAUGCCAAGUUUCAGUCAGAACUUAUUAUGAUAUCAAUUUUACAAUUAACAUAUUUUCUAAAAAAUAAUUAUAGUUUAUGGAAAUGUGCAUUUAUACUUCUUAUAUUGAAACAUGUAAUAUUCAAGUAUUUUCAUGUAAGAUUAUUUACAUAUAUCAUACCCUAAGAAAAACUCAAAAUCAUUAUUAUAUAUUUUGGAUUUACAAUAUUAGAUGCCAUGAAUUAGCCAUAUAGUUUGAGUUUAUAAUACAAAUUAGGUAAUAUAAAAAAAAAUUAAAUUAAAUAACAGUUAAAAAAGUUUCAUUUUAAAUUAUUAUUGUUUUGCAAUUUUCUUUUUUUUAAAUAAAUAAUUUCAAGUCUUAAAAACCUACAAAUUUUUUAACUCGGAGCAAAAGCCUUAGUUAAACCGUGUUAAAUAUGUAUUUGCAUAUAUUGUACUGCUACCAUUUUUCUAAGUUUAUUCAUAAUUUUUGACUAUAUACAAUAUGUCUUGGUGGCAGUUAAUGAUUUCACACCUAAUUUAUCAAUAAUUUGCUUACUAUUUUUUCACAGUUUUCAUCCUUAUUAUUGAGCACACAAUAUUUUCAACAUUUUUUCUAUUCCAUAACAUUGAUACCGUUCCCUUCAUAACUUUAUAUUUUGUUUUUUCAACACUUGAUUAUCAUCUCUUUUUUCUUUUAAAGGGAAUAUUACAUCUUGGAUUUGUAUGCCAAAGUUGUCAAACUUAUCACUCAUUAAAUUCACUGAAUCAGUUAAACUCUUUAAAUUGUCAUUAAUACAUGUACUGAGAUUUUUUGGUUUAAGAAAUGUUGUUUGAAUCCUGAUAUAUUGUGUUUGUUUGAACUUUGCAUUUGUAACAAAAUCAUUUUUGCUUCUUUCAAAAGUCAAAAGUUCUCUAGAAGUUUAUGAUUCUAAGUCUAAUCUCUACAAAAGUAGAUAAUAGGUCAGUGUUUUAAUCUCAAUAUAGGCAUCAGUAUUUAUUUAUAAUACUGGGUUUCUAUUUUUUCACUUACGAAAAUGUUGUUCUUGAGCUUUGCAUCAAUGUUUAAAAUUAUUAAAAUGAUAUAAAUAUAACUGAACAAAUUAAAAUUUACUACUUACACAAGCAUAGAUAACAUCUAAAAAAAAAAUUAUAUGUAUUUAUAAUUCUUUAUUAUUACUCUAUUUAUACUUUUAUUUGACAGAUGAAAGCUGAGGAACAAUAUAGAAAAGAAGAAUCCCUGAAAAAGAAUCAUAUUGAUAAUGAGGAAAGGGUACAAAGGAUUCCUGCUUUGAAGUUCACCUCAAAAUAUCUAAUAUCUUUGAGAAAAUUAGUUAAACAGCAAAAUCGCAAAAUAAGCCAAAUCACCAAAUCACUGAAUAUAAGUGAUAUGUUUAGACAAAUUAUCUAUCAGUCUACUAAUCAGUGCUUUGAAUAUUCAAACGAGCAUUUGUUUUCUGAGCAUAUGUUACUGAUUGCAU
Messenger RNA from Cinara cedri, 12443 nucleotides. The record is from the annotation of a GenBank genome assembly. Lineage: Eukaryota; Metazoa; Arthropoda; Insecta; Hemiptera; Aphididae.